UGUCACACAGUUGACACAAGGCAAAAGAAAACAAAUUUCAAGCACAAAUUUGACUGUAUGAUAUCUCUCGUCUUAAGCAAUAGAAAUAGCUCUUUUUUUGUAAAGUUUGUAAAUCUUUUAGUAUGGAUUCCGAACAAAGUGCCGUUGCGAGUGUAGAAAAUCCAUCAACAUCACAAACAGUGACAAGCAAUACAAAUCCAAUUGAAGCAGCACGGCCGAGCAUAUCUCAAGAAUCAAGUGUUGACUGUGAGGAUGAGCAAUCGAUUAGUCGCGAAGACAAUAAAAUGUACAUGGAAAAUUACAAUUACGAUUUUGAUGCAAAUGACACACUGACACAAGAACGAAAUGAAAUCGAAAGAGCGGUGAAAAACAAACAAAUCACACCCGGACGAGCCAAAUUACAAUUGUGGCUGUAUCGUUCCAUGCGCAUUGUUAUGACCGACGGUCGUAUUCUUAUCGGAAUUUUCUUGUGUACGGAUUCCGAUGCAAAUGUGAUUUUGGGUGUUUGUUCGGAAUACACGAAAAGCGGUGGCGAUGAACGCAUGCUGGGACUUGUUAUGGUGCCAGGUCGACACAUUGUUACAAUGCAUCUUGACACACGCACGUGAGAAAAGCAGCUACAGCGAUGGUCGCAAUCGUAUUUUAUAGAAAGAGCUAGAAAGAACGGAUGAUUGAAUUUUUCUGAAAUAAACACUCAAUUUAUUUAUUUUCAAAAGAUAAAA
Contarinia nasturtii (swede midge) is the source of this 722-nucleotide messenger RNA. It is a transcript of the gene Sbat, whose product is annotated as N-alpha-acetyltransferase 38, NatC auxiliary subunit. Lineage: Eukaryota; Metazoa; Arthropoda; Insecta; Diptera; Cecidomyiidae. The transcript is spliced from 2 exons. Gene Ontology annotation, molecular function: RNA binding. Gene Ontology annotation, cellular component: NatC complex. The coding region runs from base 123 to 608 and encodes 161 amino acids. The record is from RefSeq and is a predicted model, not a curated record.